CCAACUUGGAAACGCUCUCCUGGACGGGCACCCACCGCCUUCGAAUCCCAUAUCCUUGCCCGCGACACCGAACGUCUUGUGAGAAGCACCCGUGGUUCGCAUGUCCUGUCGGAUUAGAUCACCAUAGUGCGAGUGGGCUCUCCAAACAGGCAACAUGCCCGACCCAGUCAAAGCCGCGCACUACAUCCAACAGCUCAACGAUGCCCGCUGCGACGAGAACUGGGAUGCCGUGCCCGAGCUAGUCCGGAAGGUGCGGAAACACGCCCCCGAGCGCACCUGCCUCGCCCUAACCGCCGAGAUCGAACACGCCAUUGCCAAAGCCAACCUCCCCGCCGACGGCACCUCUCCCAACAAUGCAGGAGGCGGAGGGGGCCUCGACGCAGCCGACAAGCUCCCCGCGCUGCUCACCACGAUCGACUCGGAGUCGCACCACCCGGAAGACCGCUUCCAAGCCCGCGUGUGCGCCGGCUGGCUGCAGUGGGUACUACGGGAGUACGCCGCGGCGCUCGCCCGGCUGCCGCGCACGCUAAACGACAGCGACGCCGCCGAUGCCGACCACGACGUUGCCGCCGCCGACGGCAAAUCCGAGUGGACCAAGGUCUGCGCGCUCAAGGCGGCGUACCUGCGCGCGAACUGCCUCGCGCGCGAUGGACAGCGGGAAGGCGCGCUCAACGCGUUCGAGGCGGCGCUGCCUGCCCUGGGCAGCGUGUGGUCCGCCGGCCCCGCAGAGGCAAGGCAGCAGACUAGGUACUGGGCGGAGCUGUUUCUGACAGAAUAUUGCAUGCUGGCGGCCCAGGCGCUAAAGGACGGGGUGCAGUCGCUGAGGGAUGCGGAUUGUCUGGGCUGUUUCCGAACCUGGGCGCGGUAUUGGUCCGCGGGCAAGGGGGGUGGGGGUGCUGUGUUGUCCGGCGGGUACGGGUUUCGCGGGAGCGUGCCGAGACGUCAGGUCUGGGCUGAGUAUUACUACGCGCUGUCGGACAUCCUAAGUGGGGAUUUGCCGUUUCCGACGGGAUAUCUAGAGGUUGGUGCUGGGAAGGAGGGUUCAGCGAGGAGUCAGUUGAGGGCGGAGCUGCAGAAGGUUGAGGCCGUGUAUCAGGGGCUGUUGUUCAGCGAGACCAAGUUCCCCAAGGCGGACGAGGAGCGGGCCGAGAUCGAGGACUUUGUCCGCCGGAUGAUGCAGAACUGGGAGAUCCUGAACGGGCGCGGCUGGAAGGAGCACGAUCUUGGCGCUGGCGGGAGGGACUCGCUCUGCCAUGGGACGCUGGACAGCCUGUACGGCGCGGCGGCCAAGACGUAUCACUCGACGGCGAUACUGCGGCACAUGUUCACGGUGCACCUCGCCGUGGCCGAGUUUGACCUGGCAUUCAUGGCGUUUGACUCAUGGUUGGAGCUGGUCAAGAAGGGGAAAGCGAGAGUGCAAAAGACAGGCCACCGUGAGCCCGCGCUGGAUGAUGAUGCCAGAAUGUUAGAGACCAUCUCGGCUUGUAUCGCCGCUCUUUGUCGGUUCGGGAGCAGGGAGGCGGCCGACAAAGCGCGGAAACUGGCGGAGGAGCUUGAGGAGCUGGUCAGGAAGACGGAGGAGGGCCGCGAUGCAGAUGGCAACGAUGUCCGGGAUGAGGUGCCGCCGAAUGUCCUGGCGCUGGCGUGGCAGUCGAUCGGGCUGGCUCAGGCACAGUGGGCGCGCAUGACGUAUGAGUCGGAGUCACGGGCGUCAAUCCAGCAGAAGGCGAUACAGUGCCUGCGGAAGUCGCUCUCAGCAGAAUUCGGCGCUGCAAUUGAUGCAGGCGCUGCGUUCGCUCUAGGGAUAUUAUACGCGGAGCAGCGCGAGCUUUCCGCGGCAAUCGAGCUGGUCAGGACGGCUCUCCUGGCGGAAAAGGCAGACAGGGAAAGCCAGGAGCUGCUCCUCGGCCCGUACUGGAGGGAGAGGUCGCUUAUUCCGCUUUGGCAUCUUUUGGCACUGCUGCUAAGCGCCCGGCAGGAGUACUUCAUGGCUGCGCGGGCCUGCGAGGGAGCCAUUGAACAGUUCAAAGACCCGUAUGUGCUGUUCGGGAGUAGGCACUUGAAUGGUGCUUUCCGGAGCGAGCAUCUCAAGGAGGCGGGAAUCAGAAACGAGAAAGCCGGCGAUGGCAUCGUGGACGAGAUGGACGACUACGAGAAGGAGGGCAUCCUGCAGAUUAAGAUGACGCAGCUCGCCAUUCUCGAGCUGAUCGAGGGCCCAGCAGUCGCCGUCAACGCCAGCACAGAGCUGCUUACCCUGUUCCCCAGGUUAUUUGGCGAAUUGGAACAAAAUAUCCAGGAUGUCGAGCUCAGCAAGGCUACUGAGCCGCCAAAAACCGCCGCGACGAUGCGCACUAUAAGGAGUAGUGUGUUCGGCGGCAAAGCGGACAGGGCGACGCGUCCGAGGCAUAAUACCGACAGCGCAAAGCUAGAGACCAUCGAGUCGCGGCCGCAGACGGCGCAAACAGCUCACAGCGUGGCAACCACGACGCUGACGCGCCAGUCCACGAACGCCGACCCAGACUCGAGCCGCAGGUCGAUCAAGUCGGACGACUUCAAGCGCCGGAGCCGGAACAGCCUGCGCAAGCGGGACCGCAGCGGCAGCCGGCAGCGUGCGGUCAGCAGCGGAGGCCCGCCGGUGCCGCCGCUCGACGGCAACAAGUACUUUGCCCCCGCCGACGAGCGGAAUCUCCCUCAAUACUUUGCGCCCAAGCAGACGGUCGAGCCGCCGAGGACGUCGUCGCAGCACGAAGGCUCCCGCAUGCCGUCGCCCCGCUCGAGGGCGACGACCAGCCAUUCAGAGCUGGCGCCGGUCGCGCAAGUGGUAGGAUCUUUCACGCCGCUGCUGCCGUACGUGCACUUCUCGCCAGAGCAUACCCGGCGGCGGAGGAAGGCGAUCCUCGUCAGGGUGUGGCUCGUCAUUGCCGGCUUUUACCGCCGGGCCGGGCUGCUCGAGGAUGCGCACAAGGCGAUUGGCGAGGCGCAGAAAGUCGCGCAGAGCCUCGAGGCGGACGUGGUCAGUGACGCUUCGGGGUCGCUGUCUGUGCGGCAGGCCGGCUGGGGAAUGGAGAAGAGUGCGGAGGAGGUUUUGGCGGAUGUGUGGGCUGAGAAAGGGCAACUCUCCCUCGCCCGCAAGAAGCCGUACCAGGCACGGGCGGAAUUCGAGGCGGCACUGACGCAUUUCCCCGACCACACCAGCGCCAUCGUCGGGCUGUCUCACAUUCUCCUGGAUAUCUACGCAGAAAAGCUGCUCCCGCCGCCAGCCGUCCCGGGGCUGGACCUCAGCGGGCUCUCCCUCGCCGACGAGGACAACGUGUUCACCUCCCCAACUAACAGGACCAUGUCCCCGGCAGGCCACAGCAUCAACGAAGAGGGCCGUUCGAAAUUCCCUCCGUUACCAUCGGCGCCUCUCGGGCUGGGCCCAGCAACGAACCCCAAACCAAAGGCGACAGCAGCAGCCAAGGCGAAGCCCGCCGAGGCAAACGGCCACACACCAUCCCCGUCCACGCCACCGUCGGACUUCCUGGGCCCGCAGCUGCCCCCUCCGCACGAGGCGACGUCGCUGCCCCUGAACGACCGGCUGGCGGCGCGCGAUCGCGCAUACGGCUUGCUCUCGGGCCUGACCAAGCUCGGCAGCGGGUGGAACGACGCGGAGGCGUGGCUUGCGCUGGCACGGGCGUACGAGGAGAGCGGGCAGGUGGACAAGGCGCGGGACGCGCUGUGGUGGUGCGUCGAGCUGGAAGACGGGCGGGGGGUGCGGGAUUGGAAUGUCGUGGCCGUCGGUGGGGGGUAUGUGUUGUAGGUUUGGUUUCCUCUUUUGAGUGUUGCAGACCGGGAAGUGAUUUCCUUGCUUUGGGGUUAAGGAUAGGUAUCAUAGAUUGGUGCUAGCCAGUUCCCCUGGUUAGUAGUAUGAUAGAGGGUAAAGAGGGCUACCUGGUAAUACUAUUUCGCGGCAUAAUCGGUCACCUCGAUCUGCAGCGUUUCCUACUGUAGUAUAUGUCCAAUACCUAGGUAGGGCGACCAAUGAAACCACCACAACCUGAUUCUUUG
Messenger RNA from Chaetomium strumarium, 4047 nucleotides. RefSeq lists its product as uncharacterized. Lineage: Eukaryota; Fungi; Ascomycota; Sordariomycetes; Sordariales; Chaetomiaceae. The coding region runs from base 155 to 3799 and encodes 1214 amino acids. Gene Ontology annotation, molecular function: protein binding. The record is from RefSeq and is a predicted model, not a curated record. The transcript has 4 exons.